AUGACUUCUCUGAAUGCCACCCGCCAGGGAUUCACUACAUUACCAUCCGUUGUUUCUACCAGUUCCCCUGAAUUCAUUUCUCGUGCGGAGGCUAUGGAUGCUCUUGUAUCGGGUCUUGAAGCGAAGCUGGCAGAGGGCAGGCUCGGUGGUGGUCAAGCGGCACUCGAGAAGAUGCGUUCCAAGGGAAAGAAGGUCCCACGGGAACGGCUUUCGUUACUUCUGGAUCCUGACGCUCCGUUUUUGGAGUUGAGCCCUUUAGCGGCACACGAGGUGUAUCCUGGCCAGAAUGUUCCCGGAGCAGGCCUCAUCACUGGAAUUGGGCGAAGUUCUGGGCGCGAAAUUAUGGUUAUUGUUAAUGACUGCACCGUCAAGGGAGGAAGUUACUUACCACUAACGGUCAAAAAGCAACUGAGAGCUCAGGAAAUAGCCCGCGAACAUGGUCUUCCUUGCAUCUACUUGGUUGAAUCUGGAGGCGCUUCCCUCCCUCAUCAAGCAGAGGCGAUGCUCAAUCUCGACUUGCCUAAACCUCCCCAACAGGUUUUCCCCGACAGAGAACACUUUGGAAGGAUAUUCUACAAUAUGGCGCAAAUGUCUGCCCUGAACAUUCCUCAAGUUGCCGUUGUCCAUGGAAUAUCCGUUGCAGGUGGUGCCUAUGUCCCUGCAAUGGCUGACGAGAACGUUAUCGUGGCAAAACAGGGGAGGAUCUUUCUGGCUGGCCCCCCUCUCGUCCGUGCAGCCACCGGUGAGCAAGUGGACGAUGAGACGCUCGGUGGGGGUCAGAUGCAUUCAUCUGAGAGUGGAGUGACGGACUAUCUCGCGAGGGACGAUGCCCAUGCCAUCGCAAUAGCUCGAACCAUCAUUAGUGACCUCGGUAGAGCGGGACCACGGCCAGCCAAGCCUCCCCAACCGCCUGAGGAUCCAUUAUAUCCAGCCUCUGAACUACACGGGAUUGUUGGCACAGAUUUGCGGCAGCAAUUUGAUAUGCGCGACGUCAUCGCUAGGAUCGUGGAUGGUAGCAAGUUCCGCGAAUUCAAGAAAGAAUACGGGCCUUCCAUCAUCACCGGUUUCGCCCAUAUACACGGGUAUCCAGUGGGCAUUAUUGGGAACAACGGGAUCUUAUUCUCGCCAAGUGCUCUGAAAGCAACUCAUUUCAUUGAGCUAUGUUCCCAGCGUAAAAUCCCCCUUCUCUUUCUUGUCAACGUGACAGGUUACAUGGUAGGGUCGCGAGCCGAGAAGGGAGGGAUAGCAAAGGAUGGUGCAAAGAUGGUUCGAGCGGUAGCCUGCGCUGAUGUGCCUAAGUUUACCGUUAUAGUUGGAGGAUCUUACGGAGCCGGGAACUAUGGUAUGGCCGGACGAGCAUACUCUCCCCGAUUCCUUUGGAUGUGGCCAAAUGCGAAAGUAUCUGUUAUGGGUUCUGCGCAAUUGUCCCAAGUGAUGUCUUCAGUAUCAAAGGAUCCUUCUCAACACGUGUCGUUGCAGGAGAAAAUCGAGGGUCAAUCCACAGCAUACUACGCAACUGCUCGUCUCUGGGAUGAUGGCAUCAUAAAGCCAACUGAAACUCGGGAUAUCCUUGGCUUAGCCCUUGGGCUCUCUGCUGCCUCCGCCGCCAAAGGUCAUCUGGAUAAGCUCUUCGCCGCAACAUGGGAUGGCAAUGGGCGCGGAAUGGGAGUGUUCAGGAUGUAG
Messenger RNA from Cantharellus anzutake, 1683 nucleotides. Its product is annotated as carboxyl transferase. Gene Ontology annotation, cellular component: mitochondrion; methylcrotonoyl-CoA carboxylase complex. Gene Ontology annotation, molecular function: methylcrotonoyl-CoA carboxylase activity. Gene Ontology annotation, biological process: L-leucine catabolic process. The transcript has 12 exons. NCBI's taxonomy places the organism in Eukaryota, Fungi, Basidiomycota, Agaricomycetes, Cantharellales, Hydnaceae. Bases 1 to 1683 code for a protein of 560 amino acids. The record is from RefSeq and is a predicted model, not a curated record.